Messenger RNA from Dryobates pubescens (Downy woodpecker), 1956 nucleotides. It is a transcript of the gene VEGFD, whose product is annotated as vascular endothelial growth factor D. Gene Ontology annotation, biological process: positive regulation of angiogenesis; induction of positive chemotaxis; positive regulation of protein phosphorylation. NCBI's taxonomy places the organism in Eukaryota, Metazoa, Chordata, Aves, Piciformes, Picidae. The record is from RefSeq and is a predicted model, not a curated record. The transcript has 7 exons. The coding region runs from base 392 to 1453 and encodes 353 amino acids. Gene Ontology annotation, molecular function: growth factor activity; chemoattractant activity; vascular endothelial growth factor receptor 3 binding. Gene Ontology annotation, cellular component: membrane.
CAGGUUUCUGUCCUCUUCUGGACCGCUGAUGGGUUUUGAAUGCCUCUCUGUGCCUGGAUGGGCGAGAAAUGAACUGUAGCUGGAAUGCAGCCGUGCCCCCCGUGAGCGUGCAGAUGCACAGGGGCAGCCGGGCAGCUGCUUAAGCCCUCAGAAUGAGCUGCUCGCAAGCGCAUCUGGAGGCUGCCGGGGGAAACCGCAUCCUCUAGGCGAACUUGCAAGUGCCUUGAGCAGCGGAGAGCCAGACAUUGACUGCUGGAUGCUGGAAUCCUUUGUGAGUUCAUAGGAGAAGGUUUCCUGCUCUGCCCUGCUGCGAGAGAAAUGCCUUUUGCAAGGGACGCCUCCCGCCGCAGCACUCCGACCGCCUAGCGACCUGUGGAUCCCAGAGCUCAGGAUGUGCAGACCCUGGGCAGCUGUGAACGUCUUCAUGGUUUCCUUCCUGCAUCUGCUGCAAGGAUCUGACUACGAGAAUGGCUCUGUGAAGAGGACAUCCCUGUCAGCACUGGAGCAGUCAGAACAGCAGAUCAGGAGAGCAUCCAGCCUGGAGGAGCUGCUGAGGAUCACCCACUCAGAGGACUGGAAGCUGUGGAAGUGCAGGCUGAAGCUGAAGGGCCUGGCCAGCCUGGACUCCAGGGCUGCAUCCCACCGCUCCACCAGAUUCGCUGCUGCCUUCUACGACAUUGACACACUGAAAGUGAUAGACGAGGAGUGGCAGAAGACUCAGUGUGUGCCGAGGGAAACCUGCGUGGAAGUGGCCAAGGAGCUGGGCACCACCACCAACAAGUUUUUCAAGCCCCCCUGCGUGACCGUGUUCCGGUGCGGGGGCUGCUGCAACGAGGAGAGCCUGAGCUGCGUCAACACCAGCACCACCUACGUCUCCAAGACGCUGUUUGAGAUCUCAGUCCCCCUGACAAGUGUUCCUGAGCCUGUGCCCAUCAAAGUUGCCAACCACACAGGCUGCAAGUGCCUGUCGAACACCCAGCGCCAUCAGUACACCAUCAUACGGAGGUCUGUCCAGGACCCAGAAGAGGAUGGGUGCCCCUUCAGCAACAAACUGUGCCACAAUGGAUGGGUGUGGGACAGUGACAGAUGUGAAUGUGUGGUAGAUGCACAGCACGUCAGCAGACGAGAAGAGCUCCCACCCCUUGCUGAGCUGGCUAUGUGUGGACAGCACAUGGAGUUUGAUGAAGAAAAUUGUGAAUGUGUCUGCAGGCAGAAGUGCCCCACGGAUUUCCUUCAGAGUAAAGAGAACUGCAGCUGCUAUUUGUGCAGGGAGAGCCAGGAGAGCUGCGCUCUCAAACACAAGAUAUUUCACCCUGAGACCUGCAGCUGUGAGGACAAAUGUCCCUCACAACCCAGAAUGUGCCCAACGGCCAAACCAGUGUGCCCCAGGCACUGCCGCUGCCCGAAGGAGAAGAGAGGUCCUCACGGGUCCCAGAGCAGAGAAACUCCCUGACUGAGCUCCCCCAGCCUUCCAAUUCCACUGCUUUGCAAAGUAGCUGUCACUGACUCUCAACUGUAGCCAGCAGGAGCCUCUUCCACAGCGAGAGCAGCAGAAUGAGUCCAGCCUGCACUUAUUUAUUACUCACUAACUGCAGGGGAAUCCUCUGGGACACUGCUAAUUGUUCUCUGGGAGGCACCGACCACUCACAGCUGCUGGAGGCAAGAGUGGGAAGAGCCAGCCCAGCGGCCUGGAAGAUGAAGGUGGCACCUUGGUGAUAGCCACAGCCCCCAGAAGGCCUAUCAGAGACCGGCAGUAGCUGACCUCAGCCACCCAGUCCUUAGCUAAAGCAGCUCCUGGGUGAAGCUUCCCUCAGAGAGGCAGUGCAGAGGGUCAGGGGCUUCUAGCAGGGUCAGCACAGAGUCCUCUGAGCUGCUCUCCAGCUUCUCCAUGACCACCUGGAGUGUCUUGCACAACUGCUGUCAGAUGUGCCCAUAUUUAAGUGUAUAUAAGAAAAU